This is a messenger RNA of Prunus armeniaca (apricot), 1287 nucleotides long. NCBI's taxonomy places the organism in Eukaryota, Viridiplantae, Streptophyta, Magnoliopsida, Rosales, Rosaceae. The record is from the annotation of a GenBank genome assembly.
AUGAAGAAGCUAAAGAGCUAUUACACGCAUCUGAGGCACCACCAGUCCAUGGAGCUCAAAUGGAUCUUCCCUUUGGCCAUAGGCUCCAUCGUCUCUCUCUUCCUUCUCUUCCUCACCACGCUCACUUCACCUGACGGCACGCCUCUGCUUCCCUUCUACCGCUCCUUUUCCAUCUCCAGCUCCGUUUUCAUCGAAUCCAAGCUCCACCCACUGCCCGUUUCUUAUCUCCCGCCUCCUCCGCGCUUCGCUUACUUCAUCUCCGGCUCCAACGGCGAUGGCAAAAUGCUCAAGCGGACCCUUCAAGCCCUUUACCACCCUCACAACCGCUAUGUGGUUCACUUGGACCUUGAGGCACCGCCCGAGGAGCGUCUGGAUCUGCAGAAUUACGUUUCUACCCACCCCCUUUUUGUAAAGUUCGGCAAUGUGAAGAUGAUCACCAAGGCCAAUCUCGUCACUUACAGGGGUCCGACUAUGGUGGCCAACACGCUUCACGCUGCCGCUAUUUUGUUGAAGGAAGGCGGCGAUUGGGAUUGGUUUAUCAAUCUCAGUGCUUCUGAUUACCCACUUGUUACUCAGGAUGAUCUGCUGCACACGUUCUCAUACUUACCGCGCGAUCUUAAUUUCAUCGAUCAUACUAGCAACAUUGGGUGGAAAGAGUACCAAAGAGCAAAACCGAUAAUUGUAGAUCCGGGGUUGUAUAUGACAAAAAAAGCUGAUGUUUUUUGGGUUACACAGCGAAGGAGUGUGCCAACAGCUUUCAAACUCUUUACAGGUUCUGCGUGGAUGGCACUUUCUAAGCCUUUUGUUGAUUACUGCAUAUGGGGAUGGGACAACCUACCUCGAACUGUUCUCAUGUAUUAUGCAAACUUUUUAUCAUCUCCCGAAGGAUACUUCCACACCGUCAUUUGUAAUGCUCAAGAGUUCCGCAACACAACUGUGAAUACUGAUCUGCAUUUCAUAACGUGGGACAACCCUCCAAAGCAACACCCUCACCACCUCAACCUUGGAGACAUGCAAAGGAUGAUUGACAGCAAGGCUCCCUUUGCAAGAAAGUUUCACCAAGAUGAUCCAGUGCUUGACAAAAUCGAUUCUGAGUUGUUGUUUAAGGGUCCAGGUAUGCUUGUUCCUGGUGGUUGGUGCAUAGGAAGAAGGGACAAUGGGUCUGAUCCAUGCUCUGUUGUUGGUAACACUACAGUCCUCAGGCCUAGCCCUGGAGCAAAACGGCUAGAAGUUUUGAUCAGCUCUCUAUUGUCCAACGAGAAUUUCCGAUCAAAACAGUGCAAAUGA